Messenger RNA from Plutella xylostella (diamondback moth), 1820 nucleotides. It is a transcript of the gene Smyd3, whose product is annotated as SET and MYND domain containing, class 3. The record is from RefSeq and is a predicted model, not a curated record. Gene Ontology annotation, cellular component: nucleus. Lineage: Eukaryota; Metazoa; Arthropoda; Insecta; Lepidoptera; Plutellidae. Gene Ontology annotation, molecular function: protein binding.
CAGUUUUGUUUUGCUUUUUCCAAUGUGCGCCUGUAAAAAUUAAAAAUAGCCUUUCGUUUUGUUGUUUGUUUAAUGGAUCCGGCUGUAGUUACGUAUUGAAGCUAAAAAUAAUGUAACCGAUAGUAAAUAGCUAGUUAUAUUUGGCCGGCAGGCUGAUAUGCUUGUUUUAUUGCGGUGCUCACCGGCGCACCAGAAAUACGAUGUUCAUAACAUUCUGCUAUGCAUUUUACUUUCGAUUUUCUUGUUGACAAGAAGCUCGUGAUAGUCACUAAAGUUAAGAUUAGUUUUAAAUAAUAGUGUCCUUAAAACUACCUCAAAUAAAAGCAAUAUUAUGAAGAAUAAGUGCAGAAACACCGACUCUGUCAUUAGGGCAGGGGAGGUACUUUUAACUGAAGAGCCUUUUGUAUUUGUGUUGUCUUCCAAGGAAAAGGGGAAUCGAUGCGAUAACUGCCUUGAAAAGGGCAAAGUGCUGAAGUGCUCGGGAUGCCAGUUCGUGCACUACUGCGGCCGCUCGUGCCAGAAGGAGGCGUGGAAUGUUCACAAGUGGGAGUGCAAUAACCUGAAGCGCAUGUCCCCGAAGGUGAUCCCGGACGCGGCGCGCAUGCUGGCCCGGCUCAUCAACCGGCUGAAUAGAGGGGACGGCGCCUCGCAUAGAGCCUUCUACACGCACAGCGCCUUCCGCACUUGGCGGGAUUUGAUGUCGCACUACCAGGACCUGAAGGCCGACAGCCGGCGCAUGGAGCACUUCACGUCGCUGUGCGCGGUGCUCACGGACUUCCUCAAGGACAUUUCCAUGCCUAAUGCUGUGGAGAUGAUGGGCAUCUACGGACGGAUGGUAAUAAACAGCUUCACGAUCCUGGACGUGGACAUGAACUCAAUAGGGACCGGCAUCUACGUGGGCUGCUCGGUGGUGGACCACAGCUGCGCGCCCAACGCCGUCGCCACGUUCACCGGACGCACCAUCUCUGUGCGCGCCACGCAGGACCUGCCGAGUCUAGACUGGAACCAGAUCCGCAUCUCGUACAUCGACCUGAUGAAGACUCCGUACGAGCGGCAGGCGGAGCUGCUGCAGAACUACUACUUCCUGUGCCAGUGCACCAGGUGCUUGGAUGAAACACAGCUAAAAAUGGUCCACGCGGCCAAAUGCCUCAACGACCAAUGCAACAACCCCGUUCAAAUACCUUGGAAGAAGGACGUCCAACUCGUCAUGAGACCGGACCAAGACGCAGAGAACAAGCAGAAUGUUCCAGAAACCAACGGAUACGGCUAUGUAGAUGAUGUCAUACAUUGUUCCGAAUGCGGCUACAAGUAUACGGAACAGCAUAUCGAGAAGUUCAGAAAGGCCAUGGAGUUUACUGAGGUGCAUAUUCAGGAGAUGAAGAGCGCGUCUGUUGCUUACGUGGACGUGUGCAAGUACUGCCUGUCGCGGCAGGAGGGCGUGCUGCACGCGCUCAACGUGCUGCGCGCGCAGACGCUGGACCACGCACUCGACGCGCUCAUACAGGUGCAGCUGUGGGACCACGCGCUGGAGUAUGCCGAUGCACUUAUACCAUGCUUCAGGUUCUACUAUGGCGACCGACACCCGCUGCUCGGCCUGUUGCACUUGAAGUACGGCAAGAUAUUACUGUACAAAAUGGACCUCCAGAAGGCUAUGGAUCAACUGAAGAAAUCCGAGAAAAUCCUCAAAAUCACGCACGGGGACAAACACCCCCUUUACAGAGAAGAAUUACUGCCAUUAUUAAGACAAGCAAUAGCUGAAGCAAUGUGAAUUUUAGUCAAUUAAUAAGUAAUUAGUUUUUUUAUCACCACAUCGUAUUUAU